Astyanax mexicanus (Mexican tetra) is the source of this 1459-nucleotide messenger RNA. RefSeq names its product tetratricopeptide repeat domain 1 (gene ttc1). Bases 136 to 1236 code for a protein of 366 amino acids. The transcript is spliced from 8 exons. The record is from RefSeq and is a predicted model, not a curated record. Gene Ontology annotation, molecular function: protein binding. Lineage: Eukaryota; Metazoa; Chordata; Actinopteri; Characiformes; Acestrorhamphidae.
CAUGCUUCUGCUGCUCACGUGACCUGUCAGGUCCGGGACUUGCAGGAAGAGGGUUGAUGACUCGUUUCUAGAAGGUGGGGAAACACAUUCAGCUCUGCGGGUCUGGUUGAAGAGCCAGCAGGCAGUGUUGUUGUGAUGGAGGGGGAAUCUGAUGCACUACUGACCGCCUUGACUGACUCUUUAAAAGUGUCAGAGUCAGAAAGUCACAACAAUGCAGAGCAGGAGGACGACCGCUUCUAUGACUGUGAAGAGGCAUUUCAUGCAGAGAGCACAUCACUUCCAGGACAGACCAUCGUAAACCACAUAGAGACGACACUCAGUACUACAUCUGAUGAGGGACAGCACACACACUUACAGAGACAUGCUCCUAAAGGGCCAGGUAACCCUGACGCAUCAAAUACAGAGAAAGAUUCAGCGGAUUCAGAGGUUUCUGAAACCCGUGAAGCCAGAGCUGCUAAAAGGAGGCAUGAGUCACUAGAGGAAAAUGCUGCGUUGGAUGAUGGAGUGCAUGAGGAACAGGAGCAAUGGGAGAAGACUGUAGAAGAAGAAGAGGAGGAAGAGGAGGAGGAGGAAAAGAGGACAGAUUCUGAUUCAGAAUUCAAGGAGGAAUCUACAGAGAAAUGUGAAUUUGAUGAGGAGUAUCUGCGAGAAGCAGAGAAAGACCUGACAGACGAAGAGAAAGAGAGCAGAAGAGCGGAGAGUAUGGCACUAAAAGAGAAAGGCAAUGCCCAAUUCAAAAGUGGAGAUCACAAAGAGGCUGAGGAAUUCUACACUUCUGCACUGAAGAUCUGUCCUGUGUGUUACAGCAAGGAAAGGUCCAUUCUCUUCUCUAACAGAGCUGCUGCGCGUCUUCACCUGGAUAAGAAAGAGGAAGCCAUUAGUGACUGCUCCAAAGCCAUAGAGUUAAACCCAAACUAUCUGCGCGCUAUUCUGCGGAGAGCAGAGCUGUACGAAAAGACAGAGAAGCUUGAUGAAGCUCUAGAAGAUUAUAAGAAUGUUUUGGAGAAAGACCCCAGUAUCCCAGCAGCAAGGGAAGCGUGCAUGAGAUUACCACGGCAGAUUGAGGAGCGGAAUGAGAAACUGAAAGAAGAGAUGCUUAGUAAACUUAAGGACUUAGGCAACAUGUUUUUGCGUCCGUUCGGCCUCUCCACAGCCAACUUCCAGGUCAACCAGGAUUCCAACACGGGAUCCUACUCUGUUAACUUUGUUCAGGGUCCUAACAACAACAACAGAUAGCAGCAUGGAAACCCGUUUGCCAAACAGACAGGAGACUAACAGACAAGACUAUAACGUGAGACAGCAAUGCCUCCUCAUUUAUUAAUGCUGCACUUCAGCAUUCUGUUCUUCAUACAGAUUUGACAGGUAAACUGUGGGGCUGUGUAUGUGUGCACUGCUUUGCUUGGACUGAUUUAAUUGAUUGACCCAUUAAAUUAUAAAAAAAAAAAAAAAAAAAUCAAAA